GGCCCACGCAAAGCUCGUGAAGCUCAAAAGCACUUUGGUCUUGCUCCAGGAGUCCCACACAGUCACACGAAGCCAUACGUGCGAUCAAAGGGACGCAAGUUCGAACCGCGGCAACUGACGAAAGAGCCUCUCCUUGUGUGGCUAGACUUCGCCGCCAUAAACAGAGUUAGCGUGAAUGUGUGGAUAUGGGAAUCAGAUGUGAGGACAUGCAGGAUCAAAGCCGUGGUCGCAAAUCUCUCGACGGGAGUAUUCACGUUAGUGAAAGGAGGGACCAUAAAGUGCCAAAGAAUGGGAAUAAGUCGGUAUGUUAGCCGACGGUACGUGACUCUACUCAAGUAUGUUUUCUUUGCCGGGUUCGUCUACGUUCUAUAUGGAGCCUUCUUUGCUGUCACUGCACCGCGAAUACGCGAAAAUGCACUCAUAGACCAUGAAGGCAGUGAGUUCUGCGGUGCAAUGUGGUAA
Molecule: messenger RNA, 462 nt
Organism: Ostertagia ostertagi
Lineage: Eukaryota; Metazoa; Nematoda; Chromadorea; Rhabditida; Trichostrongylidae
Source: the annotation of a GenBank genome assembly